AUGCUGAGUGUCCUGAUCCUCGCCCUGCUCUGGAGGGGGUCCCUGUCCCAGCAGCCCGAAUAUACCCUGACGGUGCCGCAGUCGGUGUCGGUGCAGGAGGGUCUCUGCGUUCUUGUCCCCUGCACUUUCACAUACCCAGCCGUGUAUGACACCUACAAUUCCCGGGCCCGGCUCUUCAGAUACUGGUAUAAGGAUCUGGUCGAUGUGCGCUAUGAUCCGCCUGUGGCCAGCAGUGACCCCAACCGGAGGGUGUCGCAGCAGACCCAGGGCCGAUUCCAGCUGGCGGAGAAUCCGGCGCACGGCGACUGCUCCCUACAAAUCAGCGACGCCCGACGGACGGAUGCAGGGAGAUAUUUCUUUAGAGUCGAGGGAGACUUUAGCUACAAUUACCGCUCCAGUACCGAUCGCACUGACCUUACGCUCACGAUCUCCGUGCCAAGGCUGACGGAGGAGCCAGAGAUCCAGAUCUCGCCAGCACGGGGGCCGCCAGGGAUGCUGCUGGCUGGGGAGCCGGUGACUGUGACCUGCACGGCCCCUGGGCGCUGCUCUGGGACCCCUCCCCAAGUCACCUGGACGGGGCCGUUCAGCUACACAGCCCGGGACGUCUCAACACAGCUGGCAAACGGCACCUCGUCCCACAGCUCCACGCUCCGCUUCACGCCCACCCCGGGGGACGAUGGCAAAAAGCUUGUCUGCACCGUCACCUACAAGCCCCGAUGGGAACCUUCCACCAGCAGAACCAUCCAGCUCCGUGUCGGCUACCCGCCCGGGCCCCCCAAAAUCACCGGAUCCCUGACCAGGAACAGACGCCCCGUGCCAGAUGCAUGGGGAGCUGAGGGCAACGUCAUGUCUCUGGUGACCCAGGAAGGCGACUCCCUGACCCUGAGCUGUGAGGCUGGGAGCAGAACUGAGGUCACCCUGAGCUGGGCGAGGGUGAAUGGAUCCCUGAGCCCCGGCCAGGGAGGGGCCGGGUACCUGGAGCUGCUGAAUCUUAGCCCUGGGGACGUUGGGGAGUAUCAGUGCUGGGCGAAGAAUUCCUACGGGUCGGCCAGCCGGGCCCUGCGUGUGCACGUGCAGUAUCCUGGCACCCUCUUGGCCAACGGCUCACAGCUCAUGGGCCAGGAGGGCGACUCCCUGCGGUUCCUCUGCUCCAUUGCCAGCAGCCCCCCCGCAGUGCUGGGCUGGGAGAGGGGGGGCCGAGCCCUCGAGGGUGCCCGCCUUCCGGGGAAGAAUCAGCUGCAGCUGGAGCUGCCCAACGUGACGGCCGAGGACGGGGGGCUGUACAGGUGCUGGGCCAAGAACAAGGAGAGCUCUGCCCAGGGGACGUUCCAGCUGCUCGUCGAGUACAGCCCCCGGCCGGGGACUGGGCUGAACUCGUCCUGCCAGCGCCAGGGACCCAGUGUCAGCUGCAGCUGCUCCCUGCGCGCACACCCCCCACCCCGGCUCCAGUGGCAGGUGGAUGGGGAGCCCCUGGCUGGAAACGGCUCUUGGGGGGCCCUGCAGGUCAGCUCGUGGGCCCAGGGGGACGAGGCCGUCAGCACCCUGAGUUGGACGGGGAGCGGGGACAGGGGCUCCCAGAUCUUCUGCCUCGGCUACAACCCCCAUGGGACAUACGCCGCCCUGCACUUUGAACUCAGCCCCCCACAGAGAGGUGCGGAGGAGCCUGGCAAGCUGCUGGGCGUCGGGGUGGCCUGUGGGCUGGGGGUCACUGUCGGCUUCUUCCUUCUCGGGCUCUGUGUGAUCAAGCUGCGGGGCCGGGGGCCGGCGCCCCCCAGUGGUGAGGCUGGGGAGAUGGCUAACAGGAGCCAGGCCGAGCACACCGCUGACGAGGCCAGCCUGAUCUACAGUAACGUCCCCACCAUGCCCAUGGAUCACAAGACUCCAGCCACCCACCGGACCAAAGGCUUCCAGGACAGGGCUGCAGCAGCAAAGGUCCCGCUAGGCCCCGGGGAGCCGGAGGAGCUGCACUACGCCGCCAUCGACUUCUCCAAGCUGCAGCGCAAAGGGGCGGAGCCUCCGGAGCCCCCCACCACAGAAUAUUCUGAGGUCCAGCGGAAAUAG
Emys orbicularis (European pond turtle) is the source of this 2061-nucleotide messenger RNA. RefSeq names its product sialic acid-binding Ig-like lectin 11. Lineage: Eukaryota; Metazoa; Chordata; Testudines; Emydidae. The transcript is spliced from 10 exons. The record is from RefSeq and is a predicted model, not a curated record. Bases 1 to 2061 code for a protein of 686 amino acids.